Molecule: messenger RNA, 3418 nt
Organism: Sinocyclocheilus anshuiensis
Lineage: Eukaryota; Metazoa; Chordata; Actinopteri; Cypriniformes; Cyprinidae
Product: arf-GAP with coiled-coil, ANK repeat and PH domain-containing protein 1-like
Exons: 24
Coding region: 392-2665 (757 amino acids)
Cellular component (GO): cytoplasm
Molecular function (GO): protein binding; GTPase activator activity
Source: RefSeq, a predicted model, not a curated record
AAAAAGUUUAGUCUCUCAAGGGAAACGAACACGGACAUGCAGUUUGAUGAGCUGAAGCACAUAUCGAUGUAUAAACUACGAAUCUAUGGACUAAUAAACGGAUGAAAUGCGCAGAAUGGAACGUGUAAUGAAAGCGUGCUCUUGAAAAUUUAAUAAGAGAUGAGGCCAUAAUUAUCGGCAACACCCGACUGAUGUUUAUAGCGAAACCAUCCAAUGGAAACGACUGGUUUAAUUCAUCUUUUCUAAACGAAGACUGAUGUUGUCAACACCAGUGGCCUCACAGCGUUGGACGUUUACAGCGUAAAGGAACUCUCUUAGGGCACACCACAUACAGAACUGUGAGGAAUUAAAAGAAUAGCUCGCAUCGACUGGGUUCUUUGUAAUUACCAAAAUGACCGUCAAACUGGAUUUUGAAGAAUGCCUAAAAGACUCCCCGCGAUUCAGGGCAGAAAUCGAGAAGGUGGAGGUCAACGUCAAUGAGCUGGAGACGAGACUCGAGAAGUUGGUGAAACAGUGCCACACUAUGCUGGAUGCAGGCCGUGCCUAUUGCCAGAACAGUAAGAGCUUUGUAAAUGGCCUCAAAGAGCUGGGACACCACUGUUCUGAGGACCGAACCAUGGGGGAAUGUUUAGAAAAGUUUUCUAAAAAGCUGUCAGACAUCGUCACUGCUCAAGAGGAGGUAAUUGAAACCACACAAAAGUCUGUGAAGUUGAAGCUACAGAAUUUUGUGAAAGAGGAUGUGAAGCGUUUUAAGGAUGUACGGAAGGAGUUUGAGCGUAGCAGUGAGAACCUGGAGGCAGCGCUGAGCAGGAACGCACAGGCACCUCGCGGAAAACAGCAUGAGGUGGAAGAAGCCAGCAAUAACCUCCUGAACACACGCAGAGCCUUCAGAUCAGGGGCACUGGACUAUGUGCUGCAGAUUAAUGUCAUUGAGUCCAGGAAGAAGACUGAAAUUCUAAUGGCGAUGCUUUCUCUUAUGGAGGCCCAGGCUUUGUUCUUCCAGCAAGGCUACCAGUCACUCACAGAACUGGAAAGCUACCGCAAGCAACUGAGUGAGGAGUAUACUCAACUAGUCCUGAAUUCUGCAAGAGAGAAAAGGGACAUGGAGCAGAGACAUGGUGCUGUCAAGAAAAAGGAUGUGUCAUAUGAUGACUCCAUAAUGGACUUCAGUCCAGAUGCACCCAAUGGCAUCGCGAUGGAAGGUUACCUGUACAAGAGAGCCAGCAAUGCUUUUAAAACAUGGAGCAGGCGCUGGUUCUCCAUUCAGAAGAACCAGUUGGUUUACCAAAAGAAACAUAAUGAGCAGAUCACUGUUGUUGUGGAGGACUUGCGUUUAUGCACAGUGAAGCCCAGCAGUGAACAAGACAGACGAUUCUGCUUUGAGGUCGUCUCUCCCUCCAAGAGCUGUUUAUUACAGGCUGAUUCAGAGCGACAGCACCAAAGCUGGAUCAGCGCUGUCCAGAACAGCAUCGCCUCAGCAUUCCAGGACAGAAGAGAUGACAAUCUUGGCCCUAGAGAUCGCUGUAGCUCAGUGUCUGCGGGAAGUGUGCGUUUGAGUGCAGGGGAGCCGGAACCGUCUGGUCGGGAGGCUCUGGAGGAGGUGCAGGCCAUCUCAGGGAACGGGCAGUGCUGUGACUGCGGGGAGCCUGGACCCGACUGGGCCUCUAUCAAUCUGGGCAUCACGCUGUGCAUUACCUGCUCUGGCAUACACAGGAGUUUAGGUGUCCACUUCUCGAAGGUACGAUCCCUGACGCUGGACUCAUGGGAGCCAGAGCUCAUCAAACUCAUGUGUGAGUUAGGAAACACAGCCAUUAACAAGAUCUAUGAGGCGCGUAUUGAUGAGAUCACAAUCAAGAAACCCCAUCCCUCUAGUCCAAGACAAGAUAAGGAGUCGUGGAUUCGUUCUAAAUAUGUAGAGAAGAAAUUCAUCCACAAGCUCCCGGAGACUGGUCGAGGAACGGUCCUGCUGCGCUCCAGUGCCCAACGGAACAGAGCAGCCACACAGGACAAACCCAACACACGCCCUGCCCUCAAACCCAAACCCAACCGAGCCACUCUGCCACGACUCACAGGCCUGAACCCAAGUGACAUAAUGAAGAACAAUUCCAGCUCUCAUAAAGAGAAUAAUGAAGAGGAGGAUCUGAGUGGUCUUCAUCCCGGGGCUUUGCUGUAUCGAUCUGCAGCAAUGCAGCAUUUCCCUCUCAUGGCAGACGCUCUGGCGCACGGCGCUGAUGUCAACUGGGUCAAUGUGGCUGAAGACAGCAAAACUCCACUAAUACAAGCCGCUAUGGUUAAUUCCUUGGCAGCCUGUGAGUUUCUCCUACAGAACGGUGCUAAUGUUAACCAGGUGGACUCAAACGGGAGGAGACCACUACAUCAUGCUACCAUACUAGGACAUACAGGGUUGGUGUGUCUGUUUCUUAAGAGAGGAGCGGACUACAAUGCAAAAGACAUUGAUGACAGGGACCCAAUCGGCAUUGCCAUAGAUAAUGCCAACGCUGACAUCGUCACGCUACUCCGGAUAGCCAAGAUGAACAAGGAGAUGCGGGAGAUGGAUGGCACUCCAUCAGGUGAUGAUACCUAUCAUGACAUUUUCAGGGAUUUCUCCCAAAUGGCCUCCAACAAUCCAGAGAAGCUUAAGCGCCGUAGCGCUGACAUGAAAUGAACCACCUGACCACUAGAUGUCAAUGUUACACCAAUACACACACACACACACACACACACACACACACAAUCACACACACACACACACACACACACACACACUCACUCCAGUAGACUAAAUGAAAUGCUGCAUCAUUUGGUUUGUCUGGCAUACAUGAGUGUGGGUCUAAACAUCUGGGUUUUUGCGUAUUUAUCCCGGUUUAGGCUUUAGGAUGUCAUCAGUCAUUUGGUGUUUCCUGUUAGUUAUUUCUUCUUUUCACAGAUGUUCUGUAGCCGAAUAAUUUAUAAUUUGAGCAAGUUUACAUUCCAAAUGGUAUGAAAGCAAGACAACAAGCCAGACUGUAGAGGUGGAGUGGACUUUUCUGUGUUUCUCAUUUAGAUGGCAAUGAAUUUUUCCUCAUUCAGAUGAUUUUCAGUGGACAAGUUGCUUUUCUUCUUUUUAUUCACUAUGUUGUGAGCCACAGUGUUAAUGCAACUUGAAUGUACUUGUUACUUUGGGUGAGAGAUCACUGUUUUCUUGGUUCUCCUGUAUAAUUUUAAUUUUCUUUUCUUUAUAAUUUUAAUUUCUCUUUUUAUAAGAACAACCCGUUUGAAAAUGGUCAAUUGUUGUGUUUUGUGAGCAUGCAAUGUUCUAAACAACAUGUAUAAAUGAAUAACCGUGAAAACGGUAGAAUGUGUAGCGAAAUAAAGAAAUGAUUCAUGACUUAUUAUGCGACUUACAUUUUUGAGAAUUAAAACACCAUUAACACUUAAA